AUGACACCUGAACAACUACAGUUCCACUAUUUCAAUAUGCAUGAUCUCGACAAGAAUGGGAAGUUGGAUGGCAUCGAGCUCAUAAAAGCAAUCACUCACUUCCAUGCCGAAAAUCCCGGUCCUCGGCAUCAGGAUACUAAUCAACCGCCACCUCUACCUAGUGAGGUCGAAUUGGAGUCGAUGAUUGAUGCCAUAUUGAAAGAUGAUGAUUUCAAUUCUGACGGCUACAUCGACUACGGAGAGUUUUCAAAAGCCCAGAAGAUGCGCGAGGAUCAGGCU
Ostertagia ostertagi is the source of this 279-nucleotide messenger RNA. NCBI's taxonomy places the organism in Eukaryota, Metazoa, Nematoda, Chromadorea, Rhabditida, Trichostrongylidae. The record is from the annotation of a GenBank genome assembly.